AUGAGAGACGGCGUGCCUAAAGUGCAAGAAGCAGAAGAAACACAACAGCCAUGUCAACCAGCCUGCAGUUGCGCCAACCCCGGCGACCACGCCUGCCACCCCCUCCGUGCUCCUUUGAGCCGUAAAGCCAAGGCCACCCACGCCCAUGGCAAGGAGCUGGCCCCCGCUCCCAGCGACAACGAUCCCCUUUCGUCCGUCCCUUCUGACACUGAGAAGAAGGGAGCCGCCAAGCAGCAUGCUGCGGCCACCCGCCGCUCCAACCGUGUGGGCGAGCUCCAGCCCCCGCCCUUCCCCGAAGAUGCCUUGAAAGCGGCCUUCAUCGACCCUACUUUCGUCAAGGAGUUUCAGAAGAAGCUCGACGAGUUUGAGGAGAAGGACACCGCAGCCAAGGAAGCGUUGGUGGCUCUCAGGGCCUCCGCGGAUGCUGUCCAGCAGACCGUGGAGACCUUUGUCGCCACAUGGAUGGCUAGGGACCAAUAG
This is a messenger RNA of Penicillium bovifimosum, 480 nucleotides long. RefSeq lists its product as uncharacterized. The transcript is spliced from 3 exons. NCBI's taxonomy places the organism in Eukaryota, Fungi, Ascomycota, Eurotiomycetes, Eurotiales, Aspergillaceae. The record is from RefSeq and is a predicted model, not a curated record. The coding region runs from base 1 to 480 and encodes 159 amino acids.